Molecule: messenger RNA, 466 nt
Organism: Sorex fumeus (smoky shrew)
Lineage: Eukaryota; Metazoa; Chordata; Mammalia; Eulipotyphla; Soricidae
Product: C-type lectin domain family 2 member D11-like
Exons: 3
Coding region: 1-417 (138 amino acids)
Cellular component (GO): external side of plasma membrane
Source: RefSeq, a predicted model, not a curated record
AUGGAAAAAACAAUCUCAGAAGUGCAUGUGCAUUCCGCCUGCCCAUCAAAGUGGAUUCUAUUUGGAAACAAGUGCUUUUAUUUUUCUAAAGAAACAGCAAACUGGACAUCCAGCCAAACUUUCUGUUUCUCAUUGGAAGCUAAUCUUGUUCAAAUUGACACCGAAGAUGAACUGAAAUUUCUGAGAAGACACAAAGGCCCUGACGACCAUUGGAUAGGCCUUAGCAGAGAAUCGCCAAGUCACUCUUGGAAAUGGACAAAUUCUUCUGAAGGCAACAUUGUGUUUAAGGUCAGUGGAACUGGGAAACAUGCCUUCUUGAAUGACAAAGGCGUGAGCAGUGGCAGGAUUUACUCAGAGAGAAAAUGGAUUUGCAGCAAGUUCACUGUCUCCACUUGUCAAAUUGCUUCAAACUCAUGAGCAGAAAAACUGCAUUGUGCUUGUUAUCUACAGUUGCUGAAUGUUUUUC